This is a messenger RNA of Panthera uncia (snow leopard), 2854 nucleotides long. It is a transcript of the gene GARIN1B, whose product is annotated as golgi associated RAB2 interactor 1B. Gene Ontology annotation, cellular component: nucleus. The transcript has 7 exons. NCBI's taxonomy places the organism in Eukaryota, Metazoa, Chordata, Mammalia, Carnivora, Felidae. The record is from RefSeq and is a predicted model, not a curated record. The coding region runs from base 510 to 1745 and encodes 411 amino acids.
UAUGCCCUUUCCAGGUCGUGCCCUUAAAAGGAAUGAGUGUGCCCUCCCCUUCCCCUUUCCCCUUCUCACUGGCCAGUAUGCAAACAUGAUGGUAGGAGCUGGAGCGGGCACUUUGAAACCCAGAGACAGAGAGUGAUAUAUUGCGAAUGGCAGAGAUACUCUACCAGCUCAGGACGGCCUGUCUGUGGGCUACUGUGUAAGAGGAAAUCAAAUUCUAUUUUAAGUCACUAUAUUUUGAGGUCUUUUGAGUGCCUGGACUAUAAGUAAUACAGAAUACAAUUUCUCCCUGAAGUGGACUUGAACAACGGUCAACCUGCUGGGUUCUUUGCCCUUGACCUAGCCACCGCAGGAUAUGGGCUCUCGCACCUUCUGGCUCCAGGAUGAGGAACGCUGUCGCUCUCUGAGAAGGGGAAUGGCUUGUUGAUUCAGCAGAAACGCCCAUCCCAGCUCUAUUCUUCUCAGCUGGCACCCUCACAAAGCCAGCCUCUGGGCCUGCCCUGGUUUUUUUCAUGAUGUCAUCCAUUCAUCAUUGUGAGCUGAUUGGCGGUCCCAGGCCUUGGCCAGCUGCCCAAGGCCAGGAGGGAAGAGAGAGGUACCAGGACAAACUUGCGGUCAAAAAGGGCAGGAACUGGAUAGACAUCUACAAAGCCUCCAACACCAUGGCCGUUGGGGUGACCUCCUCCGUGCCCUGCCUGCCCCUUCCCAAUAUCCUCCUCAUGGCUAGUGUCAAAUGGCACCAGGGACAGAGCCAGACAUGGAACAGACCAUCUAAAGCCCCAAACAUCAUCCUGAAGAGGAUACUCCCCCUGAAGUUUGUGGAGCUCCAGGUCUGUGACCGGCUUCAACGCAUCCUGCGGUUGAGGACAGUCACUGAGAAGAUCUACUACCUAAGGCUCCACCCUGACCAUCCAGAGACUGUCUUCCACUUCUGGAUCCGACUGGUUCGGAUUCUGCAGAAGGGCCUGUCCAUCACCACCAAAGACCCUAGGAUUCUUGUCACUCACUGUCUGGUCCCCAAGAACAGCUGCAGCCCCUCGGGAGACUCGAACUUAGUACAGAAGAAACCCCAAGCCUCCCAGCCCAGCGAGAGCCUCAUGCAGCUGAUGGCUAAGGGGGAAAGUGAAGCACUCUCUCAGAUUUUUGCCGACUUGCACCAGCCCCGCCAGUUAAGUUCCAGGAGCAGCAAAAAGACACAGACCAAAAGGGACAGCCCAGGUAACGGAGGGCACGGGGCGCCCAUUUCUUGGAGAACUUUCUGCUCCACAGGUGUAGGAAUAAGUUCCCCCUCCAGCUCCCCACCCCAGCUUUCCUGGAUCUCUGUCUUCCUUCCAUAUCUUAGUGUGAGUUCCUCUAGGCUCUUUGGCCACCAGAGUCAAGUUGGCAGCAAAUCUUACCAAUUUCUUCCUUUGAAGUGUUUCUCCAUAUUCUUCAGUUCUACUCCCGCGGGUUCUCCCCUAGUCCACCUGGUCAGCUCAUGCCUGGCCUGCCAUCAUUUUCCACUAGUGCGUUCAUUUCCUCAUUCAGAAACACGCAGCGGGCACUUGGUAAGCGCCAAACACUGUCGAAGGCUUCCGAUCACAAUGAAGAAAGAGACACGGUACCCCCCUGGAAAGCGUUUACAAUUUGGUGGAGUCAGAUGGGUAAAUCCUGAAGUCACAAAAACUCUAUUUCUAGGCAACAUUCAAAACUCACCCCUGGGGUCCCUCACUCCUCCCAGGAAGCUGCUCAGGAAGGCGGGGGUCUGAGCUGAGUCAGGGAGAAUGAGUACAAGCAGGGCUGGCCGAAGCGGAAGAGGCAGGGCAUGCUAGGAGGAGACAGAGUCUGUGUGAGAGAGCACGACACAUUCUGGAAACAGCAGCCAGUUCCCCAUGAAUUUCCAGGUUCUAAUUUACCCCAGAUCCACUCAUUUUGGCAUGCAUGACCCUGCAUAAACUUCCCCUCUUACCCAUCUCACCUGAUCACUUUCUCCCCCUCAAAUAGAAGCCCCGUCCGUGCCUCGUCUUCUCCAGCCCAAAUCUGCUCCAGUCAAGCCUUGGCUAUGCUUCUCUAAGCCUUAUUCAUCCCGUCUGCUCCACCCUAAAUCCUACCUGUCCUUCCGGAUAAAUCUUUCCUUAGUCAUAACCUCUCUUACAUUAUUCCCUAAUUGCUACAUAGGCUUAAGUCUUUUUUUUUUUUUUUAACAUUUAAUUAUUAUUGAGAGACAGAGUGUGAGCAUGGGAGGGGCACAGAGAGGAGGAGACACAGAAUCUGAAGCAGGUUCCAGGCUCUGAGCUGUCAGCACAGAGCCUGAUGCAGGGAUUGAAUUCACAAACUGAGAUCAUGACCCGAGCCGAAGUCAGACGGUUAACCGACUGGAGCCACCCAGGCACCCCAACAUAGGCUUAAGUCUUAUCUCUUCAACCAACAUUCAUUCUUUUCAUGCCUCUGAAUUAUUUAGCUGCCGUGGCAAGCACAGGGCUAAGAACACAAUAGGGCUUCCAUAAGUAUCCGUGUACCGUACCACUAAUAAAUUAUGCCUCCACAUUGGCUCAGAAGGCAACCGGAAUAUCAUAGUUAGGAAUUUAGAGGAGCGUGUAGAUCCCAGAGAAGCUCUAACAACUUUCGUCCAAACCAGGGAUUACAACUCAAACGUCUGGAGAGUCUAGGUGUCAUAUAAGAAAUGGUUGACUUACGGGGCACCUGGGUGGCUCAGUCGGUUAAGCGUCCGCUCAGUCGGUUAAGCGUCCGACUUCGGCUCAGGUCCUGAUCCUCACAGCUCGUGAGUUCGAGCCCCGCGUCGGGCUCUGCGCUGACAAUUCAGAGCCUGGAGCCUGCUUCUGAUUCUGUGGGUCUCUCUCUCUGCCCCUCCCCUGCU